CUUUCACCAUUUCAUUGACAGGUUGAUAGGCUGCUGAGGUUUCAGAUAUCUGAUUUUAAUGAUAUUGUGAAAUUAUGUCUUUAUAUUAGAAAUUCUCAUUUGUGAAAUAUUAACUAGGUAGUGUGAAUACAUUAACACCAUGUUUCUAGAGAGCUUUAAACUGAUAAAGAGGCAUACGGUUCACCCGUCAUCCUCAACAGCAGAUCAGCUGACCAAAGAUGCUGCGAAGAAAGCUUACGGGUCGUGGUGUACUCCUGAUACAAGCCCCACACACACUGCAUUGACUAAAACUAACUCUAAUGUUGAGAAGAAACCUCACAUUCAAGAUGAGGCACAGCAGAAUACCUCGAAAGGAUUAGUUUUCCAGUUGCAUAAAGUACGCCUGUUCCCACCCAGUCCGUCAUCUUCGUGCAAAGCACUAAGUAAAAUUAAAGAAAUAGACACAGAACUUCAAGAUCUUAAAGAAACAAAGUCGAGGGAAUUCUCUAUUAGGAGAUCAACCCCUAUUAAAGAGAAGAAAUUACCAGAGAUAGAAACACCACAGAGUCCUGUACCGUCGUCUCCAUGUAGAGAAAAAAAAUGCAAGUGCUACUUUCAUCUGCCCGCUUUCUGUGACCCAUUCACUCCCGUCGAUCCACAAGGACGCGGCUACAUAAGCUGGCUACUCCUAGUCACGUUUUGCUACAGCUACAAUGCAUGGUGUAUUGUACUCCGUGCUACAUUCCCAUACCAAACCCCAAAGAAUACUCCAUAUUGGAUGGUCGCUGACUACUUGUGCGAUCUUGUAUACCUACUAGAUGUGGCAUUGGUGAAACCAAGACUCAUGUUCUUACACGAGGGCUUCUGGGUAAACGAUUCAGGCGAGACGAGAAGGAAUUACAGGAAGAAGCUGCAAUACAAAUUCGAUGUGGUGUCUCUCCUUCCACUAGAUUUAUUGUACAUCUACUUCGGAACACAUAAGGUUAUCCUUCGAUUCCCAAGGAUGUUGAAGCUACAGACGUUCUGGGAGUUCCACCAAGCUAUGGACAGAGUGCUUUCUUCUCCUUACGUGGUUAGGAUCGGUAAGACGUUGUUCUACAUCUUCUAUCUGAUCCAUCUGAACGCCUGUGCUUAUUACGCGAUGAGUGACUACAUAGGACUGGGAUCUAAUGGAUGGGUUUACGAUGAUGAUGGCAACGCGUAUAUCCGCUGCUUUUACUUCGCGACUAAGACAGCCACGUCGAUAGGCAAGAACCCUAAACCUGAGAACACUAUUGAAUAUCUCUUUAUGACCGCAGCCUGGCUAAUGGGUGUGUUUGUGUUCGCGUUGCUGAUUGGACAAAUAAGGGACAUUAUUGCUACGGCCACUAGAGCUAGGGCUGAAUAUCGUAAGUCAGUGGACGGAUGUGUUCGGUAUCUACGUAGACUCAACAUGCCGGCCCCGUUGCAGCGACGGGUGACCUGCUGGUUCAACUACACAUGGAGUCAGCAGAGGUGUUUCGAUGAGUCCAGGAUAUUGAACUCGCUCCCCUACAAUAUGAAACGAGACGUGGCACUAGCUGUUCACAUGUCGACAUUGAGUAAGGUGCAGCUGUUCCGCGACUGCUCGUCGUCUCUGCUGCGAGACCUGGUGCUGCAGCUGAGACCGGUGUCGUUCCUCCCAGCAGACGUGGUGGUCCGCCGCGGUGACGUGGGGCACCACAUGUACAUCAUCAAGUCCGGGGAAUGCUUCGUAAUGUCUGUAGAUGAAAGCGAAGUCCUGGCUACUCUGAGGGAGGGAUCGGUCUUCGGCGAGAUCAGUUUACUUGGCAUCGAUGGACUGCGACGAAGAACCGCUACUGUCAGAUCCCGCGGCUACUCAAACCUAUUCGCGCUAUCCCGUAACGACCUGAACGCGGCACUGCGUCACCACAAGGAGGCGGCACAAGUGCUGCGGCUGCGUGCAGACCAGAUAAUCAGGGAGAACGCGGCGCGGCAGACCAAGCAGCGGCUGGCGGCGGCGGCGGCGCGGCGGCGCUCGGGCGGCGGCCGCUCCGAGGGCCGGCGCCGCCCGUCCGCCCCCCGCGACCGCAGCCGCCGCCCGCGCUCCGCCGCGCCCCACAGACGACUCUCCGCGGUCUCCGAGGACAAGGCGACAUUUAUAAUUACUUUAUAA
Achroia grisella is the source of this 2134-nucleotide messenger RNA. RefSeq names its product cyclic nucleotide-gated cation channel beta-3-like. The transcript has 14 exons. Gene Ontology annotation, cellular component: intracellular cyclic nucleotide activated cation channel complex; plasma membrane. Lineage: Eukaryota; Metazoa; Arthropoda; Insecta; Lepidoptera; Pyralidae. Gene Ontology annotation, biological process: monoatomic cation transmembrane transport. The record is from RefSeq and is a predicted model, not a curated record. Bases 140 to 2134 code for a protein of 664 amino acids. Gene Ontology annotation, molecular function: intracellularly cAMP-activated cation channel activity; protein-containing complex binding; intracellularly cGMP-activated cation channel activity.